GAAGGAACCACAGAAACCUUUAAGCCAUCACGCAGGUUUUUAAAUGGUCGAUUCAAUUUUAAUUUUUUCCGUACCGCGUUUGUCUGUCAUAAACUCGACGUUCUGUAUCCUGACAGAAUAUCUGGGCCGUGAAGGCAGCAUGUCCCUUCAGCCAAUCAUGAUGCAGCUGAUGUAAACAAACAGCAACUGAGCAGCCAUUUCGGCUCUGAAGGAGUUAUUUUGCCCUUUGACCGUUGGAGAGUUUUACUGUCGAAUAAAUCAGCCCAGCUGUCCCUGUGUGUGUUGGCUGCUUCUGUUGGGUCUCAGUGAGUCAGCGGCCUUCACAGACAGCCUGGCCGCUCAGAGCUGACUGAUUAACGGUCACCUACCUCACUCCGCCCCGCAGAGACAUGAAGGACCCGACCAUCGCGACCACAUCCACCUCUGGUACCGGAGAGGUGGUCCUCAGCAGUCAGUUCGGUUCCGAGGAGGACCCGUUUGCAGAAUACAUGUGGAUGGAGAACGAGGAGGAGUUCAACAGGCAGGUGGAGGAGGAGUUGUGGGAGGAGGAGUUCAUCGAGCACUGCUUCCAGGAGAUGCUGGAUGAGGAGGACCAGUGGGAAUGGUUCAUACCAUCCAGAGACCUCCCGCCUGGGAGCGUGGGUCAGCUGCAGGAGCAGAUCGGCCUCCUUGUUCUGGACCCAGACAUGCACGCUGAGGCCUCUGACCUGGAAGUGGUCAUGAGGAGCAGCCUGAACCCAAAUGCCAAGGAGUUCACCCCAGGUAUCCAGAAGCACAACCUGUGACCCAGCCCCUCUUGCCCAGUCUGCUGACAUCAUCAACUGGAUGUCUGCUGUAUUUUCAGCCGCCACUCGAACCUUCAGCCUCACGUGUUGCCAAAGUUCUGCUGUCGCCUCACAUUUGUUCUGACAAAGUUUACGUCUGCUGCCUCACCUAUGUGGACACCUGAGUGGACAUCUAGGUGGACACCUGAGUGGACAUCUAGGUGGACAUCUGAGUGGACAUCUAGGUGGACACCUGAGUGGACAUCUAGGUGGACACCUGAGUGGACAUCUAGGUGGACAUCUGAGUGGACAUCUAGGUGGACACCUGAGUGGACAUCUAGGUGGACAUCUGAGUGGACAUCUAGGUGGACAUCUGAGUGGACAUCUAGGUGGACACCUGAGUGGACAUCUAGGUGGACAUCUGAGUGGACAUCUAGGUGGACAUCUGAGUGGACAUCUAGGUGGACACCUGAGUGGACAUCUAGGUGGACAUCUGAGUGGACAUCUAGGUGGACACCUGAGUGGACAUCUAGGUGGACACCUGAGUGGACAUCUGAGUGGACAUCUAGGUGGACACCUGAGUGGACAUCUAGGUGGACACCUGAGUGGACAUCUAGGUGGACAUUUGUCUGUCUGCUGUGUGUCUGAGGAAAUCUUCUGAAUGUAAACCAGCUUCUUCCUGUUUCUUUCAUCUUCUUUGUAAUUUCAGCUUUUUUUCUUCUGAACUCUUAGAAUCCACCUAUAGGUCUAAAACAUCAGAACCUGAAGAUCAUCACAGCUUAUCUUCUUCAGACCUGGUCUGAUCGAGUCUCAUUUGGUCCAAGUUCACUAUGUUCUGGUCUGCCCCACUGUGAUCCAGUCUGAUCUGGUAACAUGUGGUCUGACCUGGACAAAUCCAAUCUGAUCGGAACCAGUCUGAUCAGGUUUGAAUUAGUCUGGUCUGAUCAGACUCCGGUAUGAUCUGUUUGACCCGUCUGACCCGGUUCUGUCAGUGUGAUGUUUUUUUUUUCUUGUUUUUUCCCAGAAUCCUCAGUGUUUGUAAUUGUCGCUCUGCUGCUUUAUUUCCUGACGACUUUAAACUUUUUCUAAACGCACACAAUGUACUGUAAAAAAAGAUGUAAAAAAAUCUAUUUUUUCUUAAAGUAGUUCAAAUAAAUGUUUAUUGAGAAAAA
Girardinichthys multiradiatus is the source of this 1936-nucleotide messenger RNA. RefSeq names its product polyadenylate-binding protein-interacting protein 2-like. Gene Ontology annotation, molecular function: mRNA regulatory element binding translation repressor activity. Gene Ontology annotation, cellular component: cytoplasm. The record is from RefSeq and is a predicted model, not a curated record. The transcript is spliced from 4 exons. NCBI's taxonomy places the organism in Eukaryota, Metazoa, Chordata, Actinopteri, Cyprinodontiformes, Goodeidae. Gene Ontology annotation, biological process: negative regulation of translational initiation. The coding region runs from base 390 to 785 and encodes 131 amino acids.